AUGGGAUCUGCAACCUUUGAGCUUGCCGGUCGGCAGUUCCCCCGUGUGACAUGGUGGAAGGAUCCCGGCAUGCGCAAGACGUACAUCUGUCUGAUGUUCGUGGUGUUAACUUCGGCCACCAACGGUUACGAUGGAUCUAUGAUGAACGGGCUCCAGACCCUGGACUACUGGCAGGAAUAUUUCAACCACCCGUCGGGGUCUCUUUUAGGUAUUCUCAGCGCGAUCAUGUCGCUGGGGUCAUUGGCCGCCCUGCCCGUCGUGCCCUAUACUGCCGAUCUUCUGGGGCGUCGAAUGGGCGUUUUGAUCGGUUGUUCGGUCAUGAUUUUGGGAGUAGUCCUGCAGAGUGUCAGUGCCAACUACGGCAUGUUUCUGGCCGCUCGAUUCUUGAUUGGAUUUGGCGUGGCCAUUGCCCACGGUGCCUCUCCUCUGCUCAUCGCCGAACUAGUGCACACGCAGCACCGCGCUGUUUUUACCACCAUCUAUAACACAACGUGGUACUUGGGUGCCAUUGUCGCAGCAUGGCUUACGUUCGGCACCAACAACAUCAAGAGCAACUGGGCUUGGCGGGCCCCGACCAUCGUCCAGGCAGUGCCCUCGGUUCUCCAGAUUAUCUUCAUCUGGUUCGUGCCGGAGUCGCCUCGAUUCUUGAUUUUCAAGGGCAAGAACGAGCAAGCGCUCAAGGUGCUGGCCGACUGCCACGCCAAUGGCGACCAAAUGGAUGAGGUGGUCCAACUGGAAAUGCACGAGAUCAAGGAGACCAUCCGACUGGAGAAGGAAUUUGAGAGCAGCAACUGGAUGGAGCUGAUCCGCACCAAGGGCAACCGCCACCGUAUGAUCAUCUGCAUCUCUGCCGGUCUGUUCUCGCAGUGGUCGGGCAACGGGCUGGUGUCGUACUAUAUCGCCAAGAUCCUGGAGUCGAUCGGCUACACCAGUUCCGUCGAGCAGAACCUGAUCAACGGCUGUCUUCAGAUCAUGAACUUCAUCGUCGCUCUGACGAUGUGCUUCUUCGUGGACAAGAUCGGUCGCCGCAAGCUCUUCCUCGUCUCCACCGCUGGCAUGCUGGUCGCCUUCAUCGUCUGGACGAUUUGCUCCGCGCGCUAUGACCUCUCGCAUACGUCUGGAACGGCCAACGCGGUCGUCGCUAUGAUCUACGUCUACUACCUCUUCUACAACAUCGCCUGGUCUGGUCUUCUGGUCGGAUACACAGUGGAGAUCCUCCCGUACAGUAUCCGUGCCAAGGGAAUGACCGUGAUGUGGUUCUGUAUUGACGCUGCCCUCUUCUUCAAUCAGUACAUCAACCCGAUCGCGCUGGACAACAUCGGCUGGAAAUACUACAUCUUCUACUGCGUGUGGCUAGGCUUUGAACUGACUGUCGUCUGGUUCUUCUACAUCGAAACGCGCAAGACCCCGCUGGAGGAAAUCGCCAAGUACUUUGACGGUGACAAGGCGAUGGUCGGAGGCGCCGCGGGCACCGAGAAGGCCAAGGAGCUGGUGACGACGCUGCACUUCGAGGAGACGGUGACCAGCGAGACCGGGAAGGACGGCGGCGUGGUCAACGAGAAGACCGGGUGGCGUGACCUGAGCUCUCCCACCUCGACCUCCCCAAGUAUCGGUCCGGUCUUGUCUUGUCUUAUCCUGCCUGCAUCCCACUUCCAUCGAUCGAUCCAUGUGAACGCAAUCAAGCCACUGGACCGGAUUGAACGACCGGUUCGGUGGGCACAAUCCCCGAGAAUAAGAUCCUCUACCUUACGCAAAAGACAACCUCCAGCAUCGCAGUCACCAUGGUGCGUCCAGCAUCCCCAUCUUCAAUUCCACCUCUCCUCUACAUUAGACUACACUACACUCUACAUCCCAAUCCACCCCAGCCGAUCCCAGAAAAGAAACGAAAAAGAAACAAGAGCUAAACAAACCACACAGCCUCCCAAACUCACCCGCGGCGCCAAACAAUCCCUCAUCAUCACCUACCUCCAAUCCACGCAAACCUGCCACACCUUGAAAGAGCUCGAGAAAUCGCUCCCCCCGGUGGCCUCGAUCCCCGGGAUGCAGGUGAAAGAGUUCAUCCAGGAACUGGUGGACGAGAACCGGAUCCGCGUGGAGAAGAUCGGCAGCGGGAACUGGUACUGGAGUUUUGCGGGGGACGAGCGAGGCGAGAAGGAGCGGGCGCGGAACGAAGUAAAGAAUGAGGUGGAGCGGGCGCGGCUUGGAUACGGAAAGACGGCGGGCAGGUUGGCACAGCGCAGGGGGGAGAUGCAGCGGGAGCGGGAGGAACAGGCAACAGGACAAAAGGAGGUGGAGGAGUUGAGGGGGGAGUUGGUGGGGAGGAAGGAAGCGUUGGAAGAAGAGUGGAAACGGGUGAGAGAGGUGAAGAAGAUGGGGGAAGGAGUAGAUGGAGAGGAGGGGAAAAGCGUGCCGGAGAUGAAGGCAGAGACGGAGAGAUUCCGAGCGGAGGCGCAGAUGUGGACGGACAACGUUUACGUGCUGGAGGGAUACCUGCGUCGCCUGGCCGGAGGGGAUCGGGAGAUUAUCACAGCAGUGCAGCGCGAGUGUUACGGCGAGGAGUACGUGGAGGGGGAGGGAUUGCGCGAGAUAUGA
Messenger RNA from Aspergillus affinis, 2592 nucleotides. RefSeq names its product putative GAJ protein. The coding region runs from base 1 to 2592 and encodes 863 amino acids. The record is from RefSeq and is a predicted model, not a curated record. Gene Ontology annotation, cellular component: membrane. Gene Ontology annotation, biological process: carbohydrate transport; transmembrane transport. Gene Ontology annotation, molecular function: carbohydrate:proton symporter activity. The transcript has 6 exons. NCBI's taxonomy places the organism in Eukaryota, Fungi, Ascomycota, Eurotiomycetes, Eurotiales, Aspergillaceae.